This is a messenger RNA of Diplodia corticola, 1305 nucleotides long. RefSeq names its product pectin lyase-like protein. Gene Ontology annotation, molecular function: polygalacturonase activity. The record is from RefSeq and is a predicted model, not a curated record. NCBI's taxonomy places the organism in Eukaryota, Fungi, Ascomycota, Dothideomycetes, Botryosphaeriales, Botryosphaeriaceae. The coding region runs from base 1 to 1305 and encodes 434 amino acids. The transcript has 8 exons. Gene Ontology annotation, biological process: carbohydrate metabolic process.
AUGUCUGCCGGUCGCUUCCUUGCUUUCGUCUCGCGCGCAUGCAUCUUCUUGUUCGUGCUGCUGGUCCUCGGUAACCACCUCGCCGCCGAGCAGGACACUGCGAACUCCAUUCUCUCAAUUCGUGCUCGCAAACAGUGCACAGUGGAGCCGGGCGGCAGCAAUGCCACCGACGACGCCGUUGCCAUCCGUCGAGCCUUUGAGGAGUGCGGCCGUGGCGGCAAAGUCGUCUUCUUGAACGAGACGUACUAUGUCAACUCCGUGCUCAACACGUCCGCGCUCGAGGAUGUGGAUAUCGAGCUACACGGAACGCUUCUGUGGUCCACGGACAUCGACUACUGGCUGAACAACUCUCUGCCUAUGGGAUACCAGAACCAAACCACUGCCUGGAUCUUCGGCGGGCGGAGGGUGCGCUUUCAGGGCUUCGGAUACGGCACUUUCGACGGCAACGGGCAGGUGUGGUACGACUUUGCCGGCAGCGUGUCGAAUUAUCCCCACAGGCCGCACCAGCUCACCAUCUGGGAGACGUACGAUUCGGUUUUCGAAGGCUUGCGCUUCGUUCAGAGUCAGAUGUGGACCAUGACGGUCAAGAACUCGGAAAACGUUCUUUUGCAGGACAUCUACGUCAACAACACCAGUGAGAACGACUCUAGUGCUCGAAACACGGAUGGCGCAGACACAAUCUAUGCCAAUAACAUUACCUUCAACCGUUGGCACGUUGUCAACGGCGAUGACGGUAUCUCUACCAAAGCAAACUCCUCCAACAUUUUCAUCUACGAUACCAUCCUUGAAGACGGUCAAGGAAUAGCUAUCGGUAGCAUCGGCCAAUUCCCCGGUUGGUACGAGUAUAUCGAGAACGUUUACGCCAAAAACAUCACACUUCUUAAUACCCGAUGGGCAAUCUACCUCAAGACCUGGACCGGUGUCCAGAAAGGCUACCCACCAAAUGGCGGUGGUGGCGGCCUCGGCUACAUGCGAAACAUCACCAUGGAAUCCGUCACCCACAUCCGCACGCGCGGUCUAUUCCAAAUCACGCAAUGCACAUCCUACAACGACGAAUCCGGCGACUGCGACACCUCGCAGUUCCACAUCGGCCCGGACAUCGCCUUCCGAAACCACACGGGCACCACGACGGCGACCGUGGCGGCCGACCUGCAGUGCUCGGCCGAUGCGGGCGGCUGCGACGGCAUCGAGAUCAGCGGCAUCGACGUCGUGGUCGUCGGCGGCAGCACCAACGGGACGCUUGUUGGCGGGUAUGAGUGUAGUAACGUCUUGGAGCCGACGACGGGGUUUGUUUGUGAUGGAUGA